Molecule: messenger RNA, 225 nt
Organism: Nezara viridula (southern green stink bug)
Lineage: Eukaryota; Metazoa; Arthropoda; Insecta; Hemiptera; Pentatomidae
Source: the annotation of a GenBank genome assembly
AUGGAUCGCUUAUCUUGUAGCCCGUGUGCUACGGAUAUGAUAGUUGACGAUUCGCCAAUAUCUCCUGGCGUCUACGACUGCCAAAUAAUUGCCACGGAGGAAGUUGGAGGACGGGAACCGAAGAAUAUAAACAGAUGGAAGCGAGGAAGCGUAGAUAAGAGAGCUGAUGAGAGAGGAGUUGAUGAGACUAUGAGAAGACCAGAGUGCAGCACCGCCGCCUCAUGA